Molecule: messenger RNA, 288 nt
Organism: Dioszegia hungarica
Lineage: Eukaryota; Fungi; Basidiomycota; Tremellomycetes; Tremellales; Bulleribasidiaceae
Exons: 2
Coding region: 1-288 (95 amino acids)
Source: RefSeq, a predicted model, not a curated record
AUGUCCGCCCCUACCAACUCCACCCCCACAGAGACCCCCUCCCUCCUUGGCGCUCACGUCCAGUACGUGAAGGGCGCGGCAGAGGAAACCAUCGGCAACAUCACCGGCUCACCCGCGUGGACCGAGUCUGGCGUAGCCGACAAGAAGGCCGGUGUCGAUGGCAUGAAGGCUGCGAGCGCCAACAGGGACCCUGCGACCGAUGGCUACGGCAAAGCCGAGGAGAUCGCGGGCAAGUUGACGGGCUGCGAGGGCAUGGAGCAGGAGGGUGCGCAGAGCAGGCAGGUCUAG